AACAGAUUAAGUUGGACUUCGUAAAGAAAGAAGGACUUGCCCAAAAUUACAGUGCUUUGGCAUAUGUCCAGUUCCUUCUGGGGUUUCACGAGAAGGCACAUAACAACUUCAUGACAUCUGUGGAGCUACACAUGGAAUGCCAUGGGGAUGAAUUAUACAAGACACUCAUUGUCACUUAUAGAAACCUUGCCUGGUUAAACUACCACAUGAGGAACUACACAAAAUGUGAAAGUUAUCUGAAGAAGCUUCAUGAGAUAAAUGAAACCUUUACAGCUGAGUUAUCUGUUCCAGAGGUGCUUGGUGAGAAGGGAUGGACUUUCCUUAAAUUUUCACGCAAAUAUUACGAUAGAGCCAAACAAUGUUUCAAGAAGGCUUUAGGUCUGGAACCUGAGGAAGGUGAAUGGAAUGCUGGUUCUGCCAUUGCUCGCACCGAAUACGAGAGGUUCACUUUGGAGGAUUCGCCUACAAUAAAACAACUGAGACGUGCCAUUGACACGAAUCCAGAUGAUGAUGUUCUCAAAGUCCUCUUAAGCAUGUGACCGAUUGUUUACAAGAGGUACAGAGAGGCAGAGAGCUUAGUAGAGAGGGCUUUAGAAAGAUCUCCAGAUCACCCACAUGUCAUGCGAUAUGUUGCAAAAUUCUUCAGAAAUCAUGGAAGUAUGGACAGAUCAACUGCUCUUUUAAAGUGAGUACUUGAACACUCACCUCAUUUAAGUUUCAUACAUCAUCAGUUAGCUCUUUGCUAUAAGCUGAAGAAAAUCCAACUGCUGCAGGAGGGAAGUCACCCUACUAAAGGGUCAAGAAAAGUUCAACAGAUUCGCCAUCAAUGCAUCUAUCAUUUAGAAAAGGCCACUAGCCUGACAGCCUCCUUCAUUUCUGCAAUGAGUGAACUAGCGCUGCUGUAUGGAGAAAACCACAACAUGUUGCAGGCUGAGGAGCUGUUUCAUGUCACAUUCAAAGCAGCCAAAGAUAAAAAUGACAGUCUACAUGUGGUCAGUUUUUACUAUGCUGAAUACCAGCUCUACAGCCACAGAUGUGAGCAGUUAGCUGUCAAAAAAUACAUGGAAUGUAUGAAGAUGAGCCGAAGGGAAAAGAAGUGCCUACAGUUUAAAGAAGAUCACUGACAAACGGAUUAAGAGAAACUCGUUGGAAGGGGAGGCUUAUGGGAUAUUAGGGUUUCUUCAUAAGAUAAAAGGGGAGAAACAUCAGUAACCUUAGUGCACUCAGGCUGUCCUUACAGCAAAGUCAUCACAUAUUAUGUGCUUACACUAUCAGAUGUACAUUAUGCAAUAUGCAUUUGGGUGUGCUACAUGUACUGACACUUUAUGGUUAUAACUGUAUAAUUGAGUUUAAGUAAGAAAAACAGGAUCAGAAAAUAUAUAAUAAACUGUAUCUUUAUGUUGAUGUUCUAAUAUUAAUGGCUAAAAAUAUUUUACAAUAUUUCUAAACUCUCAUUACCCAAAAGUCACUUUACACUAAGAGCUUUAAAUAAAAUUCAUCAUGUAUAUAAUGCUUGUCGGUUUGUCUGU
This is a messenger RNA of Carassius gibelio (silver crucian carp), 1529 nucleotides long. RefSeq names its product interferon-induced protein with tetratricopeptide repeats 10 (gene ifit10). Gene Ontology annotation, biological process: defense response to virus. Gene Ontology annotation, molecular function: protein binding. The record is from RefSeq and is a predicted model, not a curated record. Gene Ontology annotation, cellular component: cytosol. NCBI's taxonomy places the organism in Eukaryota, Metazoa, Chordata, Actinopteri, Cypriniformes, Cyprinidae.